AUGAAUGAAAAGUUAUACGAUAACAUCAUAUUUAAUACUUGUAUAAAAUUUGCGGGUUCAGAAAGUUUUUCUUUCGCGCCAAUGAUCUUCAAAUCCAAAUAUUCAGAUAUUGAUAUUCCCGGAGUCGGAGUUUAUCAAUAUGGAACAAGUAAUCCGAAUGGAAUUCCCGACGAUAAAGCUAUAUUGAUUGAUGGGCUUACUGAUAAGAAAGUGACCUUUGGCGAAUUAAAAAGUAAUUCUAAAAAGCUAGCAGCCGGAUUACAAACAAUUGGAUUUAAACGUGGAGAUGUGGAUUACCAUGCUGUGGUCUUUGGUGCAAUUGCAGCCGGUGGCAUAGUAUCCCCAGCUAAUCCUUUGUAUAAAGUGGGCGAACUUACAUUCCAAUUGAUUGAUUCCGGCGCAUCUAUAAUAUUUGCACAUCCAAACUAUCUUUCCACCGUUGUUAAAGCAGCGGAAGAAGCCAAUAUUCCAAAAUCUAAAAUUUUUUUGUUUGAAGAAGAAGAAGUCGAUGGAUUUCAACCUUACUGUUCACUAAUUGGCGAUCACGUUAUUGAGCCUGUUUCAUAUACACCGGAAGAAGCUAGAAUGACUACAGCCUUCCUGUGUUACAGCUCAGGGACUGUAGGAAAACCAAAAGGUGUAGAAACUACUCAUACAAAUAUCGUUGCAAAUGUGGCACAGCUUGCUGCAGUGAAAGAUUCUGGAACAGAAGACAUUUUUAUGGGAGUGUUGCCCUUUUUCCAUAUCUAUGAAUUGAACCUUCUUGUUUUUCUUACUGUCAUUGUAGGAGGUUCUACCAUUGUUAUCCCCAAAUUCGAUAUAGAAAAAUUUUGUUAUUGUAUUGAAAAAUAUAAAAUUAAUUACGCUCAUGUCGCUCCACCAAUCGUACUUUCAUUGGCUAAGAAUCCUGCUAUUAAACGUUAUAAUAUCUCAAGUUUGAGAAUGUUAAUCAGUGCAGCAGCUCCGUUAGGCAAAGAGUCGAGUAAAGAAUUUUCUAAAAUUCUUAAAAUACCGAUUAAACAAGGAUACGGGCUUACUGAAAUGUCACCAGCAACUCAUUUGUGCAGUUCAGAUAACAUUGUUACAUUUCAUAUACAUAAUAAUUCUAUAGGAUCAAUUGGUUGUCUCCUUCCUAAUGUAGAAGCCAAAUUAGUGUCGGUAGAAGGGCUUAAAUUAGGGCCUAAUGAAGGAGAGAUAUGUGUUCGUGGUCCAAAUGUCAUGAAGGGGUAUCUUAAUAAUGAUGAAGCCACCAAAGCUUCCUUUGAUGAAGAUGGAUUUUUCCAUACAGAAGAUAUCGCUCGUGUUGAUGAAAAUAAUCGUGUUAAAGAGUUGAUUAAAUAUAUGGGAUACCAAGUGGCCCCAGCUGAACUCGAAGCAAUUUUGCUUACUUAUCCCGCGAUAGCUGAUGCAGCAGUUAUAGGGUGUCAUUCUGAACGAAGUUUAACAGAAUAUCCAACUGCUUACGUUGUAACAAAACCAGGACACAAACAAACACGGGAAUUAAAAAGUGAUAUACAAAAACAUAUAAGUGAAAAAGUAGUGCCGCAUAAGAAAUUGAGAGGUGGUAUCUAUUUUACUGAUCAAAUACCAAAAAGUCCAACAGGAAAAAUCUUAAGAAGGAUUUUAAGGGAAAAGUUAAAGAAAGAGUUUGUUGAUCCUCUGGACAAACAAUAA
Molecule: messenger RNA, 1674 nt
Organism: Dentiscutata erythropus
Lineage: Eukaryota; Fungi; Glomeromycota; Glomeromycetes; Diversisporales; Gigasporaceae
Source: the annotation of a GenBank genome assembly